CGGCAAAAUCACCCUCUCCCGCAGCACCCGCUACAUCUCCUGCGUCCGAGCCCGCUGUUCCAGCUCCCCGAUUUCCUCCAGAGCGUUAAUCUCAACUCCGAGCCAGUUCGAUCGAGAGGGAGAGGGACAUGGCUGACGACCUGUUUGAAGGCCUCCCUCCGCCAUCUGCAAACGCUCCUCCUCCUCCUUCUCCUGAAAUCCAACUCCGGCAACAGCCGCCUGAACCACACACCAAAAUAGAGCGAUCAUGGAGACGGUGGUCGGCAACCUUUGCUCCCCGUUUCUUCUGAGUCAACUCGGUAAUUCAAGGCCUUGUCUUCUCAAGCUCAGGACUUCUGCUGCUUCACGGGUUUUCAAGUGCUGUUUCGCGGCGGCAAUCAAAGUUCGAGCUGCUGCUUCGGGUGCCGUCGUCGAAGUCGAGCCAACCGAACCAAUUGUGGUGCAAAAUGGUGGCAUCAGCAGCAACAACAUUUUAGCUUGUCCGAUAUGCUACGAUCCAUUUUCAAGUUCCGGUGAUCCGGGCUUAUCUGUUGAGUCUGCUUCUGGGUCUAGUUUUCAAUGUGGCACUUGUAAGAAGACAUACUUUGGCAACGAAACACAUAUUGACCUGACAACAGCAAGCGGCACCAAGGACUAUGGUGAAUCAAUGCCCGUUACCACAGAAAUAUUUAGGACUCCAUUGGUAUCGUACCUCUAUGAGAGGGGCUGGCGUCAAAGCUUUACUGUAUGGGGUGGAUUUCCUGGCCCAGAGAAAGAGUUUGAGUUGAUUAAGGAUUUCUUAAAGCCAGUCUUGGGUGGUGGAAAUAUCAUUGAUGCAAGUUGUGGGAGUGGGAUGUUUUCUAGACUUUUCGCUAAGAGUGGAUUGUUUUCUCUUGUUGUUGCUUUGGACUACUCGGAGAACAUGUUGAAGGAGUGUUAUGGAUUCAUUCAGCAGGAGGAGAACUUCCCCAAAGAGAACAUGAUCCUGGUCAGAGCUGAUAUUUCUCGGCUUCCGUUUGCUACUGGUUCUGUGGAUGCAGUGCAUGCUGGUGCUGCCAUACAUUGUUGGCCUUCACCAUCAACAGCUGUUGCUGAAAUUAGUCGAGUCCUGCGACCUGGGGGGGUGUUUGUUGCAUCUACUUACAUACUCGAUGGGCCUUUUUCGCUCAUCCCAUUUCUAAGGAACAUAACACAGAGAACAAAGCAAAUAGCGGGCAGCGAAUCUCCCAUCAACUUGUAUAACUCUGCAUGCCCAUCGGACGCAGAGGCAGGCGUACUCUUAAAAUCACCAGUUAGUUCCAAGAGUCCGAAACACAGGCCUUCAAAGUCAACUUCCUCAUCUACGUCUUCUACCCCAACAGACAAGAAAAAAUUUUGGGGACACUAACUUGGUCGGUUGGGUGAAGAUGAAGGUCUGAGAUAGACGGGAAAGGUGAUGCCGCUGUCACUGACGCCGAUGCGGCGGUGAAGGUGGAGAGGCCAGCUGGAGUCGAAAAGCUCGAGAAUGGUGGUUGCGACGAUUGGAGGUUGAUGGCGCUCUCUUUGGGCAGAGAGGAAAGACGAGGACGGCGGCGUGGAGCAAGUUUGUCUUUAGGGGAGCCCUGGGAAUUAACGAGGUGGGGUCCGUUGGCUGUGCUCGGUGGUUGUGCUCCGUAGCUGUGCUCGGUGGCUGUGCUCACUUUCUCUUUCUGCCCAUCAGCUUCAGCGGCAUGUACAGCCCCUCAUCCUCCGUCUCUUGCCUCGCAUUUU
Molecule: messenger RNA, 1728 nt
Organism: Malus domestica (apple)
Lineage: Eukaryota; Viridiplantae; Streptophyta; Magnoliopsida; Rosales; Rosaceae
Cellular component (GO): chloroplast
Molecular function (GO): S-adenosylmethionine-dependent methyltransferase activity
Source: RefSeq, a predicted model, not a curated record